Messenger RNA from Botrytis byssoidea, 1533 nucleotides. RefSeq lists its product as uncharacterized. NCBI's taxonomy places the organism in Eukaryota, Fungi, Ascomycota, Leotiomycetes, Helotiales, Sclerotiniaceae. Gene Ontology annotation, cellular component: cytosol. Gene Ontology annotation, biological process: thiamine biosynthetic process. The transcript has 12 exons. Gene Ontology annotation, molecular function: thiaminase activity; phosphomethylpyrimidine kinase activity; hydroxymethylpyrimidine kinase activity. The record is from RefSeq and is a predicted model, not a curated record. Bases 1 to 1533 code for a protein of 510 amino acids.
AUGGGAGUAGGACGUGUGCUCGUCAUUGCGGGUUCUGAUAGUUCCGGUGGAGCCGGAAUCGAAGCCGACCAGAAAGUGAUUGCUGCUCAUGGAUGCUAUGCUAUGACUGCUACAACAGCCUUGACGGCUCAAAACACUCUGGGUGUUGAAGAUAUUCAUUAUGUUCCGGCCGAGUUUGUCGGGAAGUUGAUUGAUGUGUCGGUUGGGGAUGUGGGGGUUGAUGUAGUGAAAACUGGUAUGCUAGCAUCUGGAGAAACAAUAGAAGUGGUGGCAAAAGCAUUAAAAAGACAUCACGUGAAAACUUUGAUCGUUGAUCCUGUGAUGGUCUCUACAAGCGGAUCACAGCUUUUGCCUUCUACAGCAAUCUGCCAGUUACGAGAACUUCUGUUUCCCUAUACCACUGUUCUCACACCCAAUGUGCCUGAAGCGCAACUACUCCUUUCCGAUGCUGGUAAAUCUGUCGGAGAACCUAAGAACUUGGAUGACUUGAAAGAGAUAGCGAAAUUAGUACAAUCACUAGGCCCGAAAUAUGUACUAGUGAAAGGAGGUCAUCUGCCUUUACAGAAAGAUGGAACAGUAGCGACUAAGGAGGAAGAAAAAGAACUCAUGGUUGAUAUUUUGUACGGCGAGGGAGUCAUCACAGAAAUCCGGACUAGUUAUCAGAAAUCGCGGAAUACCCAUGGAACGGGAUGUUCGAUGGCCUCCGCCAUUGCUUCGAACAUUGCGAAUGGACUACCCGUGAUACAAGCUGUGAGAAGUGCUUGUCGAUACAUUGAAGCAGGAAUACGAACAGCGCCGGAUCUGGGCAAGGGUAAUGGUCCGAUUAAUCAUUUCCAUUCGACUUACACCUUACCUUUCGCUCCGGGUCACUUUGUGGAAUACCUUCUGGAAAGGCCGGAUGUUAAAGGAGCGUGGCGAGACCAUACUGAACAUGCAUUUGUCAAAGGACUUGGAGACGGGACCUUACCACUGGAGUCAUUCAAGUACUACCUCAUUCAAGACUAUCUUUAUCUUGUGCAAUUUGCUAGGGCUACUGCUUUAGCUUCAUACAAAGCCAAAACUAUGGAAGGCAUUGCUGCAUCUGCAGGUAUUGUACUUCAUAUUCAUCGGGAGAUGGCGCUGCAUAUCAGUUAUUGUGAGGGUUUUGGUAUGACAAAAGGAGAGAUAGAAGCCUGCGAAGAGAGCCAAGCAUGCACAGCAUACACAAGGUAUGUUCUUGAUAUCGGACAAUCUGAGGACUGGUUGGCUCUUCAAAUAUCCAUGGCGCCUUGUCUUAUCGGCUACGGGGAGAUAGCAAAACGAUUACAUGCAGACCCAAAGACAAAACGGGAAGGAAAUAUCUAUUGGAAAUGGAUAGAAAAUUACGUUGCAGAUGAUUAUACGGAAGCAGUGAAAGUUGGAUCAGCUUUGCUUGAAAAGCAUGCUCUGCUGCAGUCACCCAAUAGGAUAGAGGAAUUGGUCAAAAUAUUUGUUCAUGCAACAAAGAUGGAGACGGGAUUCUGGGACAUGGGUGGCGGUGGAGGGAAAAAUUGA